Messenger RNA from Thlaspi arvense, 261 nucleotides. Lineage: Eukaryota; Viridiplantae; Streptophyta; Magnoliopsida; Brassicales; Brassicaceae. The record is from the annotation of a GenBank genome assembly.
AUGAGUGUUGCCUAUUGGGAUCUGAAGGAAAAUAGAGUGACAAGAGUUGACAUAAAAGGAAUCCGUGCGGGUCGUGAUGUAGACUGUAUCUACUCUGGUCAGGUUGAGAAUCUCAUUAAUGUCGACCGUCGAAACAACAACCAAACUAAAGUACUAAACAUCUCUGGUUGGUAUGCAUCAGAGACUCUUUAUGAACUUGUUGUAAGAACUAUGAGCGAUAAGAAGUGUCUAAGAAUGAAGUCAGGGAGCUUGAGGAACUGA